Molecule: messenger RNA, 682 nt
Organism: Oryzias latipes (Japanese medaka)
Lineage: Eukaryota; Metazoa; Chordata; Actinopteri; Beloniformes; Adrianichthyidae
Source: RefSeq, a predicted model, not a curated record
AUCGAGGCUUCCUGUCACAAUGACUUUCCACCGCAUCUAUGACAACCUGUGGCAGGAAAAAUUGUUCAGGGAACACAUCAGUCUGCCAAGUGUUUCACAUGUUCUUCGACUUUGCAUCCUUAAAAUGGAAGCCAUUUAUGGAAAUCUUGAUUCCAAAAAUCCUGUCUGCCAGGUUUCCAUAUCAAAUCCAUCAGCUUCCAUCAAGUCCAACAGGAGAUGCUAUCUCAGUGUUAUUACUUUCAUGGUGAUGCUGAGUGUUCUUCUUAUGGCUGGACUCGUCAUUCUCGGCCUCCUCUAUGGUGACACAGUAAGACAUUUGUCAGAAAUCUCUGACAGCAAAGAAAAUUUGACUGAGCAUCUGAAUGCUGUCUUUGAGAGGAUGAAUACCAGCCUCAUUGAAACAACCAAGAAGCUGAUGGACUUUAAACAAAGGAAAUCAGGAUGUCCUGCAGGAUGGAUCAGAUUUGGUUCCUCUUGUUACUUCUUCUCUGUGGAGUCUAAGUCCUGGGAUGAAGCAAGAGAGUCCUGCAGAGCCAGAGGAGCUGAUCUGGUGGUGAUAAACACCCAAGGUGAAAAGACUUUUCUUGUUGCAUUCAGCAAACCAGUUUGGAUUGGACUGACUGACAAAGUCCAGGAGGGGACCUGGAAAUGGGUAGAUGGAAGUCCUCUGACUCUGAAGUGA